This is a messenger RNA of Melanotaenia boesemani (Boeseman's rainbowfish), 2247 nucleotides long. RefSeq names its product desmin b (gene desmb). Gene Ontology annotation, biological process: skeletal muscle organ development. The transcript is spliced from 9 exons. Bases 27 to 1436 code for a protein of 469 amino acids. Lineage: Eukaryota; Metazoa; Chordata; Actinopteri; Atheriniformes; Melanotaeniidae. Gene Ontology annotation, cellular component: intermediate filament; Z disc; sarcolemma. The record is from RefSeq and is a predicted model, not a curated record.
UCUCCAGGCUCUCCGUAUCCUCCAACAUGACCUACAGCUGCACCGCCCAAAGCGCCUCCUCCUACCGCCGCAACUUCGGUCAUGGCACCUAUGCCUCGCCCUCCCUCAACCGGUCCAUGCUGGGCCACAGCGGCAGUGGCGGGGGCCACAUCAGCUCCAGGGUCUACGAGGUGACCCGUAGCAGCUCCACGCCGGCCUACCGCGUCUCCUCCAGCUACUACGGCAGGCCGCUGGCCUCCCGGGCCUCUGUAGGCCGCUCCUACGGCGGCAUGGGUGAGACCCUGGAUUUUAACCUGGCCGAUGCUCUGAACCAGGAGUUCCUGACCACGCGCACCAACGAAAAGGCAGAGCUGCAGCACCUGAACGACCGCUUUGCCAGCUACAUCGAGAAGGUGCGCUUCCUGGAGCAGCAGAACCAGGCGCUGACGGUGGAGGUGGAGCGUCUCCGAGGCCGCGAACCCACGCGCAUCGCCGACCUGUACGAGGAGGAGAUGAGCGAGCUCAGGAGGCAGGUGGAGAUCCUGACCAAUCAGAGGUCACGCAUCGAGGUGGAGCGGGACAACCUGGCUGAUGACCUGGACAAGCUGAAAAUCAGACUGCAGGAGGAGAUUCUUCAGAAAGAGGAGGCAGAGAACAACCUGGCUGCCUUCAGAGCGGAUGUGGAUGCUGCCACGCUGGCCCGCCUGGACCUGGAGAGGCGCAUCGAGACGCUGCAGGAGGAGAUAGCCUUCCUGAAGAGGAUCCAUGAAGAGGAGAUCCGUGAGCUGCAGACCCAGAUGCAGGAGACACAGGUCCAGAUCCAGAUGGACAUGUCCAAACCAGACCUGACGGCAGCGCUGCGAGACAUCAGGGCGCAAUACGAGGGCAUCGCCGCCAAGAACAUAGCCGAGGCCGAGGAGUGGUACAAGUCCAAGGUGUCGGACCUGAACCAGGCAGUGAGUAAGAACAAUGAGGCCCUGAAGCAGGCCCGGCAGGAGACCAUGGAGUUCAGACACCAGAUCCAGUCCUACACCUGCGAGAUCGACUCACUCAAAGGCACUAAUGAGUCCCUGAUGAGGCAGAUGAGGGACAUGGAGGACCGCCAUGGACGCGAGGCCGCUGGCUUCCAGGACACCAUCGUCCGGCUGGAGGCGGAGAUCGCCAACAUGAAGGACGAGAUGGCGCGCCACCUUCGCGAGUACCAGGACCUCCUUAAUGUCAAGAUGGCGCUGGAUGUGGAGAUCGCCACCUACAGGAAGCUGCUCGAAGGAGAGGAAAACAGGAUUGCUCUGCCGGUUCACAGCUUCUCCACCCUGAGUUUCCGAGAGACCAGCCCUGAACACCAGCAGCGCUCCUCUGAGAUGCAUUCAAAGAAAACCGUCCUCAUUAAGACCAUCGAGACCCGUGAUGGAGAGGUCGUUAGCGAGUCCACACAGCACCAGCAAGACAUCAUGUAACGAAUCUACAGAGAAGACAGGAAGUAACGGAAACAUACGGCCCGCUUGAGCUGGAGGAAAAAAUAAAUGAAGAAACAUUGUGCAAAUAAACCUGAAACAAAAAAAGACAAAAAAAAAAAACCUCCCCAUUAUGUCCUCUACUGAUUUCAUUUGAAAAUGACAUCAAUAUGUAGCUACAUCAUGGUUUAUUUAUCUGUACUUGCUGCUGUUUCUCAGCUGAAUGCAGUAUGAAUCCACUAAAAAUGUCAGAUGAUGUGCUGUAUAAGUUAUUCUGCAGCUCUGCCAUUUAAGCUAAAUUUCACAGAAACCUUACUGUUCACCUACAUUCAAAUGUUUUGCAUAUAAUUAUAUGAGCAUUUUUAUGAGGAUGUGUGCAGACAGCAGCUGCUUCUAUCACAUUCCUCAAAGUCGAACAGUAUUUUUCCCCAUCAGAACAAAGGGUGGAUAAAAGAAGAUGUAGCUGGAGACAGAGAAAUGUUUAGAGAUGAAGGAAAGUUGGACAUAAAUGCUAAGAAAGAAAGGGAAAGAGGGCUGGUUGGAAGAAGAGAUAAUUCCUUGAGUUACACAUAGUACUGAAUACAAAUAAUGGGGAUUUUAUAUUUCAUGAAUGUCAUCAUUGGUUUAAAAGAAGACUCUCAGACAUUGAUCGUGUACAGGCCCAUAGGAACACAUGCUUUAAUGGUCAUACUCAUAAAUCAGUUUAAAAAAAAGGAUGAGGCUACUGGUCUACAGUUAUGACACUGCUUUUUCCGAAGCAGAAUGGCUCAGAAAUAAAUAUAAUCCGCAAAUAAAUACAUCCCACAGAAAAAAA